Molecule: messenger RNA, 2826 nt
Organism: Morone saxatilis (striped sea-bass)
Lineage: Eukaryota; Metazoa; Chordata; Actinopteri; Moronidae
Product: 2-oxoglutarate dehydrogenase, mitochondrial-like
Biological process (GO): tricarboxylic acid cycle
Cellular component (GO): oxoglutarate dehydrogenase complex; mitochondrion
Molecular function (GO): thiamine pyrophosphate binding; oxoglutarate dehydrogenase (succinyl-transferring) activity
Source: RefSeq, a predicted model, not a curated record
AUCCGAGGGCACCAUGUGGCCCAGUUGGACCCCCUCGGCAUCAUGGACGCCGAUCUGGACUCGUGUGUCCCCACUGACAUUAUCACCUCCUCCGACAAGCUGGACCUGGCUGUGUUCGAGGAGAGGCUGAGAAUCCUAACGGUAGGAGAGUCAGACUGCCAGUCUCAGAUUAGUGUCGGCUGCAGACGGAGCGGUAAACACCAGAAUCCUGUCAGCUGCUCUUUGUGUCUGUGGAGCUGUUGUAUCUUUCCUCACAACCUUCCCCCUCUGAGGAGGAGGCGAGGAAAGGAAGUGAGGAAAGUGAAUGACGGGCUGAGCAGUGCCCCGUCUGCCUGCUGUCUUUAGAGAGACUCUGCUUCUUGAAUGGCCGGCUUGGCUGUCAGUCGUGUGAUUGUGGCGUUUGAUAACGUGUGUCAGCUUUCUGAUUGGCUGAAUCCGCUGUCAGUCUGUUCAGCUCAGCCGUCUGAUUGGCAGGUUGAGUGUAACAGGAAACAUUUAAGGUGGUCGUGUAGUUUAAGGACACUGCGGGAUCCUUUAAAGUCCUGAUUUGUAUUUGAAGUCAAAGACAAAAACACUUCCCUCUACUUUCUCUCUCCAUCUUUUCUCUCCUUCAUAACCCAUCCUCCUCUAACUGCCCCGUAAUCAGUUUGAAGUUGCAAAAUAACAAUUAAAUGCCCAUAAUUCCCCCCAACAUGCCUCUUCCUCGCCGCUGUCAUGAACACAUCGCUGCUCUCUGUGGAGCGUUUUUCUUUCUGUUCAUUAAAAUCUGAAAGCAGCUCUCGGCCAGUGGACCCGUCAGCUUGUGGACUCUUCACCCUCUGUCUCGUCUUCCAGGAGACCGGUGCUGAUACACUGGGGGUCAGCAGAGGUCAGGAAGUGGCUCAGAAAUGAUGUCGCUCUGGAUGACAUCAGUACAGAGAGCAGAAACACACUCUUUACAUUAUUAUUCACUUUGAUUACCACCAAAAACUGUAUUAACAAACGUCACAUAAACACCUUGAGUUUGGGUAUUUAACGCUCUCUGGUGGACGAACUAACUGUUCUAGAUAAUCUUAAAUGUUUUUGUGCAUCUGUCAGUGAUACCAGCCAUGCAGACGUGCCAGUAAUCACACCACAACCAUCUGUGUGAGACACUUUUUCAGAGGAAACUUAAUUUGUGUUGCACCUUUUAAUACAUAAAACUGUCUUAAAAACACAUUCAGAUAAAUUAUAUUGGAGGCAAACAGUUUAAAGUACAGUAAUAAUGCUGAAUAAUCAGCUGUGAACAGAACAAGAAGACACUGUAGGUGUCACACAACCUUUCAGUAACUUUUACACUGCAGCCUGAACUUAUCUACACACUUUAUUAACUCACAGUAACGUUCCUGUCCCUCACACAGCGGGUUGGUGGACUGCUUUAAUAAAGCACAAGUAGUGAUUGUGUAUACAGAUAUAUAACACAUCUGCACUGCUGCCAUCCAGACUCACUCCUGAAUGUUCAUACGGGGUUAAAGUUCAUACAGUUUAUACUGAUGAUGACAUUGUGGUCUCAGACCUACAAACCUCCUAUAGAGAUUUUACUGCAACUAGUUCUGUGAAGUUGUGUCUGAUUUCUGUGAACAACCAGCAGCUUCUGGGAGAAGAACAGCAGCAGUUACCUGAGGAGCUGCUUCAGUUUAAUCUCAGUAGAAACAUGUUUCUGUCUUUUAUCCAAAGUCCUGAUUAAAGUGAUAAAGUGAAUAGUUAAAAGAACGUAAGUGAACCUGCAGCUUCUUCAUCCUCCUGAAGGUUUUGUGCAUUUUUGAAUUCUACGACGCCGUAUUAAUGGUAAAAAAUGAAAUGCAGGGGGCGAACGGAGAUAUUCUGAGAUUAAAGUCAAACAUUUAUGAGAAAACAAAUUGUAGAAAUAAUAAUAAGUUGGUGGUGCUGAGAGAAAGUGGGUCUGUAUAACGAUGUCAAACUAAAUGCUUCAUUUAGACGACUGGGAUCAUUUUAUAUUUAAUAGUUAUUAACAUCAUUUACACUAAUUUAUAGAGAAUAUCUAACAAAUGUAUGAGUUUAAUCUCAGAAUGAAUUCAGAUCAGAUAAAACUUUAUUUAUCUUCAGGGAAGUUUUUUCCAGUACAAAGAGAGUGUGAAUAUAAAAUACCAAUAAACGUAAACAAUGUUGAAAACAUGAGCAAGGUUGAUGGAUUAUAUGUUGCUGUAUAUCAGAAGUCUCAAACUACAGAGAUUGUCUUGGGGCCACUGCUAUUUAUAUCUAACAGGAGGCCGAUUCAACGAUCGAUCACAACACUAAAACAUGAUUCUGGGAAUAUUUCCAUCUCUAACAUCAAACUGCAGUUUCUGUACAUUCUUAUAAAACCGUCUCUCUUCUCUUCAACCCUUCGCACGGAUUUGCGGGAACUUUGCAGCAUUUUCCUGUAAAUAGAAUUGUGUUUUUAUUUUUGAAUUAUAUAUGACGAAAUAGUUUAAAUUUAUAUAAAACAAUUAUAUUUUUGUCAGACGUGGCCCCCGGGCCGACAGUUUGAGACCCCUGCUGUAUAUGCUGCAUACUGUAUAAGUAUGAGAAGUAGCAUCAAACUUCCUGAGUAAUAAAUCUCAAACAAGUGAGGAAAUAUUAAAGGAUACAAGGUUAGAACAAGAGUAUUGUAAUUGUUUACCAUCAGUUAUAGUUUGUAGUUACUCUCUGCUGUACAGUGAAUCCUGCACACUGGACCUUUAAAGGAUCAGUCUGCUGAUACUCUGUAUUCGUGCUGCAGAGUCAAACAUGUAGGUUCAUGUUUAAACAGAGACAUUUGUUGGGGACUACAGCGUAACUAAAUGAGCUACAGUGUGUGGUAAUGAA